UUGGCUCCAGAGAUUCGUAGAUUCCGGCGAUCCAAAGAUGUGGAGCAUCAGAGUUUGUGUGGCCCUGCUACUGGUCCGGAGCGCGUCCGGACACGGAUGGGUCACGGAGCCUCCUGCACGGAACGCCGUGUCCGGGGAAAAGAACGGCUAUUGCCCCCACUGCGGUAAUGGCAAUGGAAUCUGCGGAGAUGGAGGGCAAUGGCCGUCCGGAAGUAACUAUGUGAACGCCGGUGGAACACCAGUCAGGACCUGGACGGCCGGGGCCAUCCAUGAGGUGGUGAUCAACAUCACUGCCCACCACAAGGGCCACUUUGAAUUCAGCAUUUGUGAUGAAGAGAUUACCUCCUCAUUGAGCAAUGCCCAAAGCUGUUUGGAUCAGCACAUCCUUCUUAGAGCCUCCUCGCAGGAGUUGGGUCUGAACGACUGCCAACCCAACGACCGGCGUGCGGGCUGCCAACCACUGGAUACUCGACACCCAGAGCGAUUCUAUUUGCCCCCCAGUGGCUUCUCGCCGGACAACAACAACGGCCAUGUGAUUAGCCUCAAGGUCCCCUCAGGCUUGCAAUGCUCGCGCUGCACACUGCAGUGGAGAUGGUGGUCGGCCAACAGCUGCACACCGGCCUCUGACUAUGGCUGCUAUGCGGAGGUCCUGGAUCAGAAUGGCUACAAUUCAGCGGAUUGGUUUCAGAACCUCCCCGCUUGUCCGGGUGGAGGAUGCACUCGCUGCGGCUGUGGGGAGGAGUUUCGGAACUGCGUGGACAUUGAGGUGGUCUCGGGUUCUGGCACCACUGCCCCCACCACGACCCCGGUGUCUACGACCGCGACCACCGCGACGACAUCCACCACAACCCCUGCGUCCACAACCAGCGGGACGGCCACCACAACCACAAUGGCGACAACAGGAACUACUCAAGCUCCGGGGACCUGCGUGUCUCAAGACACCUUGAUCUGCAUCAACAGCAAGUCCAACUACUGGCCAAAAUGUGCUGAGAUCCAGGACAAAAACGUUGUGGGUCCAACGGGGUAUGAGUUCGGCCACUACUGCACGCAGGAGUGGACCAAUGCGUUGAAUGAGAUGCUUUCACACCCGCAGAUCAACAAGUGCAACGACCGAGAUGCCAUUCACAAGUUGCUGGCUCAGGUCACCUAUGAGACAGCGUAUUUCUCCACGGUUUACCAACCUCGCGAUGGAGGCGCUGGCAUGAUCCACAUGAUUCCGAACAACUGGCCAUACAACGGUCGAGAUAUGGACACUCUCUUCGGCAGCGAGAACAACUAUGCCUCCUUGGUGGAUGCGAUGGGCAAGGACUUCUUCCAGUCUGCGGCCUACGGCUGGCGAUCGGUGGCGGCGUGGUACAAGCUCACGAACGGUGUGAUCCCAACCUGUGGGGAGGACUUGUUCGACCAGGACUUCGAUCGCCAGACCAAGUGCAUCUUGGGCUACGUGAAUGACCGCUCUGUGGCCUACAAUCACGUGGCCGAAUGCCUAGACAGCACUUCAAGCACCGUGCCUCCCACGACGACUGCACCGCCCACCACAGUCACUACCACAGCCGCACCCACCACCACUGCAGCAACCACGACGACCACCACCACCACCACGGCAGCUCCAGCCUGCAGGGCCAUCAGCAAUACCUUGGGCGCCACAGAUGAGCGAUGUGUGCUGGCUUGUGCCAAGCUGCAGCCGGGAGCGUGGCCCUGUGGUGGACAGCUGUGUGAUUGUUCGGAGACCACCACAGCCGCACCGACCACUACAACCACUACAACCACGACGACGACCACCACGACCAUGUCUCAGACUGGACCAAUGACAUGCGUCCCCACUGAGGGCCUGCCUCCCAAUGGCGCGACCAAUGAGAACUGCCAGCAGUGUGCGGAGGGCUACAAGUGGUGGCCGUGCAACACCAGUCCUGCCAUUUGCACUUGCACCGCGAUCGUUUGAGAGUCACCGAGUCGGCCAAUUCAGCCAGCCGACGUCGUCGGGCUGGCUACGUGCUGAGAGGUUUUGAGCUGCAUGCCUGGGAUUCUGUACAGGCUUUAGCUCUGGGGCAUCUGGAACAAGGCACAACUAGGCAGCUAAACUGGUGCU
Durusdinium trenchii is the source of this 2089-nucleotide messenger RNA. The record is from the annotation of a GenBank genome assembly. NCBI's taxonomy places the organism in Eukaryota, Dinophyceae, Suessiales, Symbiodiniaceae.